AUGUGUGAUGAUGAAGAGGAUGAGGACGUCCACGGAAGCGGAUACAACGAAUUACUGUUCUUCGAUUUCGAGUGCAUCCAAGAGAAUGCGAUUCAUGAACCGAAUUUGUGCGUGAUACAGCCUGAAGCAGGUGACGAGUGGAUCUUUGAAGGAGAUAAUAUCAGGAACGAGUUCUGCGAAUGGCUGUUCACGAAAGAGCAUGAAGGAUUAUCGUGGUGGCCCAUAACUUUCAAGGUUAUGAUGGUUAUUUCAUCCAACAAUACCUACACGAGAACGGUGUUAUUCCUGAAGUCAUCAUGCGUGGUGCUAUGAUCCUUACGCUGUAUGUGCCUAUGCUCAAGAUUAAAUUCAUCGAUUCCUUGAGCUUUAUACCAAUGAGACUGGCUGAUUUUCCCAAUACCUUUGGCUUGAACGAGUUGGCAAAAGGAUAUUUCCCUCACCUCUUCAACAGAAAGGAAAAUUAAAAUUAUGCCGGAUCCCUACCACCGAGUCCUUAUUGUCAUCCCAAUGGAAUGAUUCCAGCAGAGAGAGAGACAUUCUUGGGAUGGCAUCAUGAAUUGAAAGAGAACAAUUAUGUAUUUAAUUUCCAAGAAGAAAUCUUGAGCUACUGUCGAUCGAAUGUGGAUAUCCUUCGACGUUGUUGCCUUGAAUUUCGCGAAUUGUUCCGUGAAGUCACGGACAUUCACCUGCCAUUGGACAUUGAAAUGCCUAACCAUUGCGUCGGCGUGCAAUCUCGUGUUUCGGACGAAUUUCCUUAAAGAAAACACCAUUGCCAUUUUGCCACCGCACGGCCGGUUAUCAUCCAGGAUUCAAGCAAUCCAACAUCGCGUUGAAAUAGUUAUCUUACACAGCCGAGAGAAAUGAUAUGUACAGUCAGCAUAAGCCGAAUGGUGGAGAGAAGACUGCUGGCCGCUAUUCGUUGGAUGGUUACGACGAGGAGACACAUACAGCGUAUAAGUUCCAUAUAUGGUUGUUUUUGGCACGGUAAGUUUUUUCGGAUUUUCGCAUGUUAUUUUGGUACAAUGCCUUAACUAAACAUUUUACAGGGUGUUUGAAAUGUUAUGCAAGGGACACGGUCAACAAAGUCAGCGAAAAGGCCAUUCAUGAUCUUCAGCAGGCUAUCAUGGAGAAGACCCAGUACCUUAAAGAUCAUGGCCUCCAUGUUGUCGAAAUGUGGGAGUGCGACAUGAAGAAGGAUUUGGAACUCGACGAAGACAUGAAACAGUACUUCGAGGAUUACGAUGCGGUGGACCCUUUGGAACCAGGACAUCCUUUCUAUGGUGGUCGAACCGACGCAACGAAACUCUUCCACGAAUGCAAAGAUGAUGAGAAGAUAAUGUAUGCUGUUACUGCACCCCAAUAAGCCUAGGAACGAGAGUCUAAUGUCCUUUUUUCUUACAGGUACGUCGACUUUACCAGUCUCUAUCCAUGGUGUAACAAGAUGACCAAAACGGUCGUUUGUCGACCCUGUAUCAUCACUAAAAACUUUGAUGAUAUUACCACGUACUUUAGCUUGAUCAAGUUAACGGUAUUACCACCUUGUGGACUUUUCCAUCCUCAAACUGAUGUUUCCCCUGUGCAAGGCCUGCGCUGAUACGUGUAACCAAGCCCCUUGUACUCAUUCCGAGCGUGAACGAGCUAUCCAAGGAACCUGGUGUAGCGUAGAACUAGAGAAAGCCGUGGAGAAAGGUUACCGUAUCCUCCAAAUGCGCGAAGUGUGGCAUUUUCCCGAAACCUCCGACGCGCUGUUCAAAGAUUAUGUGGACACUUUCCUCAAAAUCAAACAAGAAUCCAGUGGUUAUCCCAAGAAUUGUACCACCGAGGAACAGAAUACGCGAAUACUUGGCUGUCAAAGGAAUACAAUUAGAUCGAGAAAAGAUUGA
Molecule: messenger RNA, 1883 nt
Organism: Paramuricea clavata
Lineage: Eukaryota; Metazoa; Cnidaria; Anthozoa; Malacalcyonacea; Plexauridae
Source: the annotation of a GenBank genome assembly